AUGGGAGGUCAUUCAUCUGUUGGAGACAACGGUGCAGGAGACAACGGUGCAGGAGACAACGGUGUUGGAGACAACGGUGCAGGAGACAACGGUGCAGGAGACAACGGUGCAGGAGACAACGGUGCUGGAGACAACGGUGCAGGAGACAACGGUGCAGGAGACAACGGUGUUGGAGACAACGGUGCAGGAGACAACGGUGCAGGAGACAACGGUGCAGGAGACAACGGUGCUGGAGACAACGGUGCAGGAGACAACGGUGCAGGAGACAACGGUGUUGGAGACAACGGUGCAGGAGACAACGGUGCAGGAGACAACGGUGCUGGAGACAACGGUGCAGGAGACAACGGUGCAGAAGACAACGGUGUUGGAGACAACGGUGCAGGAGACAACGGUGCAGGAGACAACGGUGUUGGAGACAACGGUGCUGGAGACAACGGUGCAGGAGACAACGGUGCAGGAGACAACGGUGCUGGAGACAACGGUGCAGGAGACAACGGUGCUGGAGACAACGGUGCAGGAGACAACGGUGCAGGAGACAACGGUGCAGGAGACAACGGUGCUGGAGACAUAGGUGCAGGAGACAACGGUGCUGGAGACAACGGUGCUGGAGACAACGGUGCAGGAGACAACGGUGUUGGAGACAACGGUGCUGGAGACAACGGUGCAGGAGACAACGGUGCAGGAGACAACGGUGCAGGAGGAAACUGUGCUGGAGACAACGGUGUUGGAGACAACGGUGCAGGAGACAACAGUGUUGGAGACAACGGUGCAGGAGACAACGGUGCAGGAGACAACGGUGCAGGAGACAACGGUGCAGGAGACAACGGUGCUGGAGACAACGGUGCUGGAGACAACGGUGCAGCAGACAACGGUGCAGGAGACAACGGUGCUGGAGACAACGGUGCAGGAGACAACGGUGCAGGAGACAACGGUGUUGGAGACAACGGUGCAGGAGACAACGGUGCAGGAGACAACGGUGCAGGAGACAACGGUGCUGGAGACAACGGUGCAGGAGACAACGGUGCAGGAGACAACGGUGUUGGAGACAACGGUGCAGGAGACAACGGUGCAGGAGACAACGGUGCAGGAGACAACGGUGCUGGAGACAACGGUGCAGGAGACAACGGUGCAGGAGACAACGGUGUUGGAGACAACGGUGCAGGAGACAACGGUGCAGGAGACAACGGUGCUGGAGACAACGGUGCAGGAGACAACGGUGCAGAAGACAACGGUGUUGGAGACAACGGUGCAGGAGACAACGGUGCAGGAGACAACGGUGUUGGAGACAACGGUGCUGGAGACAACGGUGCAGGAGACAACGGUGCAGGAGACAACGGUGCUGGAGACAACGGUGCAGGAGACAACGGUGCUGGAGACAACGGUGCAGGAGACAACGGUGCAGGAGACAACGGUGCAGGAGACAACGGUGCUGGAGACAUAGGUGCAGGAGACAACGGUGCUGGAGACAACGGUGCUGGAGACAACGGUGCAGGAGACAACGGUGUUGGAGACAACGGUGCUGGAGACAACGGUGCAGGAGACAACGGUGCAGGAGACAACGGUGCAGGAGGUAACUGUGCUGGAGACAACGGUGUUGGAGACAACGGUGCAGGAGACAACAGUGUUGGAGACAACGGUGCAGGAGACAACGGUGCAGGAGACAACGGUGCAGGAGACAACGGUGCAGGAGACAACGGUGCUGGAGACAACGGUGCUGGAGACAACGGUGCAGAAGACAACGGUGCAGGAGACAACGGUGCUGGAGACAACGGUGCAGGAGACAACGGUGCUGGAGACAACG
Messenger RNA from Procambarus clarkii (red swamp crayfish), 1801 nucleotides. The record is from RefSeq and is a predicted model, not a curated record. Lineage: Eukaryota; Metazoa; Arthropoda; Malacostraca; Decapoda; Cambaridae.